This is a messenger RNA of Nannospalax galili (Upper Galilee mountains blind mole rat), 4357 nucleotides long. RefSeq names its product sosondowah ankyrin repeat domain family member C (gene Sowahc). Lineage: Eukaryota; Metazoa; Chordata; Mammalia; Rodentia; Spalacidae. The coding region runs from base 145 to 1692 and encodes 515 amino acids. The transcript has a single exon. The record is from RefSeq and is a predicted model, not a curated record. Gene Ontology annotation, molecular function: protein binding.
GGUGCGGCCCCUGGGAGUCUUCAGAGCCGGAGACUCAGACACCCGAACGGCGAUCGUGCGGAUCCAAGCGCUCUCCGGGAUCUCCUGACACGCAGUCAUGGGGUCCGCCUGAGCCGUCGGGACAGAGGAGCAGCGCCGCACUGCAUGGAGGGGCCAGCUGAGCCCGACUCGGAGGCGGUCCUGCGCUUUCUCUUGGAGCGCGGAGGCCGGGUCCGACACGCCGAGUUGGUGCAGCACUUCAGGGACGCCCUGGGCGGCCAGCCGGAGCAGCGCGCCCGUGCCCGCGCCCACUUCAAAGAACUGGUCAACGCGGUGGCCACCGUGCGCACCGACCCCGAGGAUGGUACCAAGUAUGUGCAUCUCAAGAAGAGGUUCAGUGCGGGCCCCCCUCCGCUGGAGGCCGCUCGCCCCGCCUACCCGCCGCGUAUCGAGGUGACCGCGGAGCCCGAAGCCCUGGACCUCCGGGCGGAGUGGGAGGGCGGCGGGCGCCCGCGGGAGGCGGAUCCUCAGACCCCUCUCCGGCUGGGCUGCGAGCUGGGCAACCCGGAGCCUCUGGUCCCUGAUCAAGUUGGGGCCCGGUGUGAGGACCCCGGACACGAGGUCCAGGCCCUGUCCGGGCCCUUGGGCCCGGGGCCCAGCGAGGACCUGGAACCCGCUCCACACGGCGGUGAGGAGGCAGAAGGGGGCAGCUCCGGCAUGCCCACUACCCCAAAGUCGGCCCGUCAGAACUUCCGGGACCUGGUGAUGGGCAGCUCCCCGCAACUGAAGAGGAGCGUGUGCCCCGGGGGCAGUAGCCCUGGGGGCUUCUCCGCCGGGGGUCGCGGCCGGGGAGGGGGCGACUCGGAUAGCGCCUCGGUGGCUUCGUCAUCCGCGGAAGAGGAGAGCACUGGCGGGGGCUCGGUGACUCUGGAUCCUCUGGAGCACGCCUGGAUGCUCUCAGCCUCGGACGGCAAGUGGGACUGCCUGGAAGGGCUGCUUUCUUGCGAACCUGGCCUACUGUCCAAGCGGGACUUCAUCACUGGCUUCACCUGCCUGCACUGGGCCGCCAAACACGGCCGGCAGGAGCUCCUGGCCAUGUUGGUGAACUUCGCUAGCAAACACCAGCUCCCGGUGAACAUCAACGCCAGGACUAGCGGGGGCUACACCGCCCUACAUUUGGCAGCCAUGCACGGGCAUGUAGAGGUGGUGAAGUUGCUAGUAGGGGCCUACGAUGCCGAUGUGGACAUCAGGGACUACAGCGGGAAAAAGGCCUCUCAGUACCUGAGUCAGAGCACCGCAGAGGAGAUCAAGAACCUGGUGGGAGCCCUGGACGAAGAUGAUGUGGACAGCACCACCGGCAGCGGGACUGGGCGCUGGAGACUUUCAAAGGUGCUCCCUUCACACCUCAUCACUUACAAGCUCUCACACUCUUCGGAGGACAGCGCUGAGCAUCACCAUCACCACCCUGCUGAGGGAUGGACCGGGAGCAAAGCGAAAGAUCCAGGUCGCAAAGCCUUGGGCAGUUCUAGUGCACGGAUAAAACCGCGACUCAACAAAAUCCGCUUUCGAACCCAGAUCAUUCACACCACUCCCUCCUUCAAGGAUGCAGAGCAGCCACUGGAGGAAGGGGAGGAGGAGGAGGGGGAGGAAAGGUCUCUUAAAGGCCUGUCAUCCUCCUUAAAAUUGAGACCGAAGUCCAAUGUAUUUGGGUAAAAAUAAUUCCUGCUAGAAAGGCUAAGGCUUAUUUGUCUUCAAGGUAGAACACUAGGUGUGGAUAAGAAAGUGGGUGUAGAAAAGGCAGGGUAAGUUAUGCGUUUUUACUUUCAGGCUGGGGAUGGUGGGUUUGGAGGAACUUCAGAAUAAGUUCACCUGGGAUGAGUAAUUUCUUUACUUAGUGCAUUGAUUUGUGCCUUUUUCCUCACUGCACACCCUUGUGACCUGGAAUUUCUGUUAGCCCUAGAAUUGAUGACUGAGAUUUCCUUUCGUUAUUGCUAGGUACCAUACAAAAUAAGAAAUACUGCACUUUUAAGUCUGUUUUUCUUACUCUUAGAGCCCCAGAACAUGCAAACUGUAGUGAAACUGGUAUUUUGGGAAUGUGACCAAAACCACGUGCUGCCCUGAUUUUUACUAAUUGCAUUUGCUUUUUAAGGUACUACUGAAUGUCAAAGUCUGAGUUGAAAUGCAAAAAUAUGAAUUAAGAUCAGAAUCCUGUUGGUAUCUUAUUUGUAUUGUAAGUAGCAUUUCUGUUCCUUUUUUUUUUUAAAGCAAUUUCAGUUUUAAUUACUGAACUGAAGAAAUAAGAAACAUUUGCUUUAGAGUUACUAUAGUCUGGUUUGCACCUAGGGAACACUACUUAGUAUAAUGGUACAUUAUUAAUAUCAUAACUUUUUUAUUGAAAUAGAAUAAUACUUAGCAACCUAUGGUACUUCUUAAAAAAUGGUAUCUUAUCAUUAGCUUGUUUGCUACUCUCAAAUUCUAAACUUCAGGGAUUUUUAUUCUGGGGACCAUAUAUAAACAUCAGUUCUAUCUGAUGGAGCUUACAGUCCUUAGACUGAUUUAUUUAUUACUUUAAAAACCAUUUCUUGCUUAGAAAACUAGCAAAAGUCAGCGUAGUAUUAACAAGUUUAUGCUUCUAUGAAGUAAUUAUUAAAUCAAGUAAUGAUUCUCAUAUCAGAAACAUUUUUAUUAAUACACUCAUAGCCUCUAUGCUUUGUAGCAACAUUUUACAAAUGUUUAAAAUGCUAAAUCUUUGAAUUUUCCUCUUUUUUUUAUAUCAACUCGAAGAGCUAUGAUGUAGUUAUUGAAAACCUAGGUAAUUGAUUCAUUUAAAAUGGGCAAUUUAUUGUACUUUAUAAAAGGAAAAAUGACUAUUUCCAUAUUUCAAUGCUGCUAGCUGUUGAAUUCUGUUGAAUAUAAAUGACAAAUACUAUUCAUUAAAAUUAAAGACUUUGGAGCCUGGAAAGAUGGCUCAGUGGUUAAGAGCACUGGUUGCUUGUCAGAAGAGCUGGUUUCAUUUUCCAGGAUCCACUUGGUGGCUAGCAACUAUCUGUAACUCCAGUUUUAGGGACUCCAACUCCCUCUUCUGGCCUCCAUGACUUUUUAGCAUGUAGUUCACUCAGCAUACAUGCAGACAAUACUUAUACACAUAAAAGUAAUAAAAAUUUAAAAUUUAAAGACAUUUAUAACUGAUUCUUUUUUUAAAGUUUUUUAAAAUUGUUUUGAUUUAUUUGUUUUUAUUUUAUGUGUGUGAGUGUUCUGCCUCCCUGUGUGUAAGCACAUGCAGUACCUGAGACGGACAGAAGACGGUGUUGGAUCCCAGGAACUGGAAUUACAGAUGGUUGUUAACUGCCAUGUGGAUACUGGGAUUAGAACUCAGAUCUUCUACAAGAGCAACCAGGUGCUCUUAACUGUUGAGCCAUCUCUUCGGCCCCCUUAUAACUGAUUCAUUUGUGUUAGAGUGAUGGUUUCGUAAUUAUUUUAAAAUUAACUCACAAGCCUAUUAAAUAUUGUAACAAGAUUAGAAACUUCUUCUGGAGACUAAUUGGACCAAAUCGCUCCCUAGUCUUUCUGGUCUGAUUGCUGAAGCCCUUAGUUGCUACAACCUGUAAGAUACAGGACUGAGAGAACAGUCUACAAGUGAAGGAGUCUGCAUGGUUGUAUAAAGCUGCAGCAUUUUGUUCACUAAUUUUCCCAAGUCUUAGAAAUUUGUAAGAAGUUUGUCACAUCUCUCUCAAGAUGGCAGUUGAAUUUGUUUAAAUAUGAAUUAAAGAUAGUCAUAUGAAAUAUAUAAGAUUUGGCUACCAGGAUGGGUCAGUGGAUAAGAUCAUUUGUUCUGGAAGCAUGAGGACCUGUGUUCGAAUCCUCAGAAUCCACAUAAAAAGCCAGGUAUGACAGUGGGUGCCUGUAGCCCCAGCAUUGGGAGGUGAGACAGGCAAAUCCCAAGAGCUUGAUGGCCUGCCAGCUUACCUGAAAUGGUGAGCUUCCAGUUCGGCAAAAGACUGUCACCAGUUAAGAAGAUGGAAAAGCACAGAGGAAGACACCAGAUGUCCUGCUCUGGCCUCAGUAGAGGCACAAAUAUGCGUGCUCGGACAUUCUCAUGCACACCACCAUGCACAUGCACACUUAAGCUAUUAUUUGUGUGCCUUUGUCUUUGUUUGGGGAUUUGAGAAGUGGACCGUGUGUUUUUUAGAAGCACCGUUUUCUGUAUAUAUGGAUGAAAAGCCAGUGUAGUUUUGUGAAAAUUAAGAACAGGUUCCUUGGGGCUGGAGUGAUGACUCAGCAGUUAAGAGCACUGGCCGUUCUUGCAGAAUUAAAUCCCACCACCCACAUGGUCACUAACAACUGUCCAUAACUCCAGUUCCAGGGCAUCUAAUGCCCU